GUUGAAGCAGAGCUAACCUCGUUGCCAGUUCAUGUAUCACUGCAAUGUCGUGAGCUUUGGGACAAAUUCAGCAGCAUCGGCACAGAGAUGCUCAUCACUAAAUCCGGCAGGCGGAUGUUUCCCAGCUGCAAAGUAACAGUGACGGGCCUGAAUCCUAAAGUUAAGUAUAUGGUGAUAAUGGACAUGGUGCCGUUUGACAACCACAAGUACAAGUGGAAUAAGGAUCAGUGGGAAGUAAAUGGUUCAGCUGAUCCACACCUGCCCAACCGCUUCUUCAUCCACCCAGACUCUCCUGCUUCUGGAGAGAAAUGGAUGCAGUAUCCAAUCUCCUUCCACAAACUCAAACUGACCAACAACACACUCAACUGCAGUGGCCUGGUGGUUCUUCACUCCAUGCACAAAUACCAGCCCCGUCUACAUAUAGUCCAGUCUCCAGACCCCAGUAGCCCCCACAUGCAUGGUGGUUACCUGCGUUUUACCUUUCCCGAAGCUGCCUUUAUAGCCGUCACAGCUUACCAGAACCAGGAGAUCACAAAACUCAAGAUUGACAACAACCCCUUUGCCAAAGGCUUUCGAGACAGUGGACUGAACAGGAAAAGAUUUAGAGACAAAGAGACCUAUGAUUCAGACCAACAGGUCAAACAGAAUUUGACACAGAAUGAGCAAGUGGGACGACUGCAGGAAGAUGAGCAUGCGGAUGGGACUGUGUCCAGUUCUGUGGACCACAGCAGUUCAGCGAAUUCAACAGACAGCGCUUCUUCGGAUUACAUGACCAAUCCGUUUAUAUCAGCAUUCAUAAACCCGAGCGCUGGUGGAGUACCUUCACCCCAUCAAACACACACCAUUCUCAAUCUCGGUAACAUAAACCUGAACAGUCCCAAUGAGGUCAGACCCUCCAUCCUCCACAAUCUCUGUACAGCUCCACCCAUGUCUCAAAGUUCCCCUACGGUAGAGAUGAACCUCCUCAACAGACUGCCACCUCACAUCAGCAGCCCUCUAAUCCCUCAGCAUCAUCACCACAGUCCGAUCUCUCAAACCCCAUGCCGAUCCAUAAUCAAUCCCAUACAAACUAAGAAUCCCCAGCCUUAUUUCGGGACCCCUCCCCAUCACUCCCGGCAAUGUCCUGACAUGGACCUGCCCCUCUCACUACCUCCCAAACUCAGUCGGAUGCAACUACCUGAAAGUGCUCUCAAGAACCUGGAGAUGACGGCGUCUCCCAACUUUGUUCAUUUGAGGCCUCUUACCAACAUUCUUAACAGGAUCCAGGCACAAGCAUUGUCCUCAGGAACCUCUGAAAAUGUCCUGCAAAAUCUCUCCCAACACGAGCAAUACCUCAGGGAGACAGAAAGAGAGCCCAAUCCACAGAUUUAUCCAGACGUUCACGAGCAUAUCGGUCAACAGUUUGCAUUAAACAGCAUGCUGGUACAGCAAGCAAGAGACCGUCAGAAUGAGCACAGAUCACAGAUUGACUAUCCUAAUGCAAGACCAUUUGUUGACUACUACUGUAACCAAAAUACUGCCAAGUGAAGGUUUUUCUAUUUCUUGGUUACUUAUUUCAAAAGAGACCAGAAACCCAACGUAUGUAAAUAUUCUUUUUU
Molecule: messenger RNA, 1598 nt
Organism: Triplophysa rosa
Lineage: Eukaryota; Metazoa; Chordata; Actinopteri; Cypriniformes; Nemacheilidae
Gene: tbx16l
Product: T-box transcription factor 16, like
Exons: 8
Coding region: 88-1527 (479 amino acids)
Biological process (GO): vasculogenesis; cell fate specification; positive regulation of DNA-templated transcription
Cellular component (GO): nucleus
Molecular function (GO): DNA-binding transcription factor activity, RNA polymerase II-specific; RNA polymerase II cis-regulatory region sequence-specific DNA binding
Source: RefSeq, a predicted model, not a curated record